UUUAUGUGGCCAUCUUGGAGGUAAUUUUUUUUCCAGCAGCGUUUCUGCCUUCACGUUCAUUUCAGGAGACCCGGCCAGGUCCAUUUAUUUCAUUGCAGCGUCUCGUUCCGGGGAGAAUGGGCUGAGUUAUGCCCUGCGCUUCGCCUGUGUCUGUUGAAGGAAGCCCUGCAGUUUGCCAUUGCGUGUAGGUGGAGGAUUUCAGCGUGAUUUCUGGAGCGAUGUCCAAUAUUAUCUAUAGGAUGUUUGGCGCAGAAGGAGCCCACAGCCCGGACAGACUCAAUCAGUUUGAGCGGCUGUCUGGAAGGCCUCCGCUAAGAGCCGCAGGCUCUAAGAAGAGAGUUAGCUGGCUACAAGCUCGAAGAAUCUUCGGCCAUCCCAGCCCCAGUCUGCGGAUCCCUAACAGGUUUUUAAGAGAAGGUCACAGAGCUCCUCCGGCCCGGAGCGGCCAUCGAUGUGUGGCUGACAACACCAACCUUUAUGUGUUUGGAGGCUACAACCCCGACUAUGAUGAAUCUGGCGGCUCCGAAAACGAGGAUUACCCACUGUUCAGGGAGUUGUGGAGGUUUCACUUCGCCACAGGGACAUGGCAACAGAUCCGCACCGAGGGCUUCAUGCCCACCGAACUGGCUUCGAUGUCAGCUGUUUUGCACGGAAACAACCUGCUUGUAUUCGGCGGGACCGGAAUCCCAUUUGGGGAAAACAAUGGAAAUGACGUUCACGUCUGCAAUGUUAAAUACAAACGAUGGUCCCUCCUCAACUGCAGGGGCAAAAAACCCAAUCGAAUAUAUGGACAGGCGAUGGCCAUAAUCAGUGGCUUUCUAUAUGUCUUUGGAGGCACAACAGGCUAUAUUUACAGCACAGAUCUCCAUAGACUGGACCUGACAACACGUGAGUGGAUCCACUUGAAGCCAAACAACCCUCCAGAUGACCUGCCUGAGGAACGAUACAGGCAUGAGAUUGCUCAUGAUGGACAGAGGAUAUAUAUUCUAGGAGGAGGAACUUCCUGGACUUCUUACCCAUUAGACAAGAUACACGCAUAUAAUCUUGAAACAAAUUCCUGGGAGGAAAUCACAACAAAGCCUCAUGAAAGAAUAGGAUACCCGGCGCCUCGGAGGUGUCAUAGUUGUGUGCAGAUUAAAAAUGAUGUAUUUAUAUGUGGAGGGUAUAAUGGUGAAGUAAUCCUGGACGACCUGUGGAAAGUCAACCUGCAGACGUUCCAGUGGCAUAAACUCCCAGCAGUGAUGCCUGAACCUGCGUACUUCCACUGUGCUGCUGUUACCCCGGCCGGUUGCAUGUACAUCCACGGCGGCGUGGUAAACAUCCACGAGAAUAAGCGGACUGGUUCAUUGUUUAAGAUCUGGCUGGUGGUGCCCAGCCUGCUGGAGCUGUGCUGGGAGCGUCUGCUCAAAGCCUUCCCUCACCUGGCCCAACUCACCCCCAUACAGCUGCUAAACUUGGGCCUCACCCAGGAACUCAUUGAACGCUUAAAAUAAACAGGCGGCAGCUGCAAGUGCAAGAGAGACCGAUUGUGUACCUACUACAUGUGUACAUUUUUUUAAUUUAACUUUAAAGUUUUGUUUUUCGAAGCCGAGCAUUGGCAGGACGACGGCACUUCAAGCCAAAAUGUGGAUGGAAACAACCGGAUCGACUUAAGGACACGUCUCGCCUUAAAACCAAAAACUGUAGGAUGCCUUUUUUUGUUUUGCGUUUGCACCUUUUAAUGAUUUGCAAAACUAAACAGCCACCAGAGAGAGGAUUCCAACACUAUGGGUCAGUGACCUGAAAUGUGUGUUGUUGUUUUUUUUUUGCUUUGCUGAGAUUGUAAUAUUAUUUAUUGGCCUUCAGUGAUGAUUUGGGGGUUGUUUUUACUGAUGUAUCUUAAUUAUGUGUCCUCUUCUGUCAAAGACUUAUUUAAGUUUUAGGAAUCACCACAUUCGCAGCAUGAAUAUUUAAGAAAAGUUUACAGGCAACUGUUCGGAGAACUGCUGUUCAGAAUUAUUAACGCCUGGAAUUUAAAUGGAUUAAGCAAAUAUGAAGAUGUGCUGGAAAUGUGUUCACCCUCACGCACGUUAUCCAAGAUGUAGUUGGUUUUUAUUUACUCGUUUUAAUCUUCAAUAGAACAUUAAAGACUAUUUUAUCUAAAACUGUGGCUUUCGUUGGUCAUAAAAUGGAAUUGAAUUGUUCUAAAAACCCACAUAGCCAAAACAAAACUCAUUGAAGUCUGAUUCUUCACACACUUUCAGAAAUGAAGGUACAGGAGCUGUCACUAGGGCAGUGCCUUUUCAAUGUACAUAUUUGUACCUGAAGGAUACAUAAUGGUACCCCACAGGUACUUUUUAGGUAUGUUUGGGUACUAAUAUGCACCUCCUAGGUAGCAUUGGGGACUGUUUGCGUACAGAUAUGUAUCUUAUAAAAAGGUACUGCCCCAGUGACAGCUCGUGUACAUUUAUUUGCGAGUGUGGAAGGUUUUAAAUUAAAGUUAAUAUCAUAUCCACAUAUACAAUUCAGUUUCUGGCACAAACUUUCUUCAGUUUACUUCAUGACAGUUUGAUGUAUCAUUAGGCGCCCAGGUCAUUUGUUAUGCCUAGAUGCGUUAAGAAAAUUGACUCUCAAAGCAUUUUGAAUCACAAAAGAUGAUUAAUAUUCAAUAAACAAAUAAAUAAAAAUGACUACAUUUUGGAUGGCUAGAGUAUGACUAAGUUACCAGCAAAUUUCAAUGAUUUUCUUAAACUAUGUCUUUAAAGAUUUUACUUCAAAUGGUGCAAAACAGUGUUGAAAAGAUGGAAUGUUUUAACAAAGUGAUUUAUUUAUUUGUUUUCCUUUUCUUCACUGGGAGUGUGGGAGUUUUCGGUUGGAUGCUGUUGCUCAGAUCUGCACUUAAGGCACAAACACCAGACCAAGUAAUGUUUCAGCAAAGCUGUACAGUCAUAGCAAAGCUGUUCCCAUGUUUCACCUGGUUUUGUAAACCAUCACUGUGAACAAGGUGCUCCUUAAGUUUACUUUUAACGCUUUUAUUGAAAUAAAACACUUAUUUUUCUUCCUCCUUAAACCAUCUAUCCCUCAUGCAAAUGUUUAAAUUGACAUUUCAGCCAACUCAUUUAAUUGAUCCAGUGCCUUUUCCAAACAAGAUAUGAUAAUGUGCUAAACGUAACCGUGAGACAAAGCCUUGCUAAAAGCACUUUACAAUUAUUACGCAAUUCAAAAUGAUCUUCUAAUACAUACAUUUUCAUCCAGCACUUGAUACAUUUACAAUUAAAACUAAAGUCUUAGAAUAAUUUGUAUUUGGUCAGCACAAUGCCCACAUUUUCAGCCUUGUGUGGAUCAGUACAGUCAAGUCAUUUAGCAAUAAUGUAGCCGAGCAUCUCUUUACUAUGCUGACCGAUUAAUAUGAUGCCAAAUACAGCAUCUCGAGUUCAGAGUUCAUGCUUUUUGCCUUUUUCUUUGAAACUGUGGCCAUUUGACUACCUUAAUUAGGCACCAGCAAUUGAUGUAGUGGAAUAAAAGUGUUUCAUAAUUGCUAUUAUUUCCACCCUCUGCAUCCCUAUUAGAUUUAUCAUCAAAAUAGCUUUCCUCUGGAUGUAAGUUACAUAUAUAUCCUCCAAAAAAUAAUGGGUUUAUUUUUGCAUGACUGGAUUUCUGUUUGCAUGGAUCAGGACUGAAUGGUGAUGCGCAGACCAACUCCGGAUAUUUCCAGGAUUUUUAACAGCACAGUGGGAUUUUUUUUGGGUCUGCAUGGUGCGACAGGAGUCUCUUCAUUUUUAUUUUUUUUUUAUUUUUUGAGACGAGCUGGAUUUCAAUGCCUCCGUUGUGCAGCAAAUGUUGAAGGUACUCUCUCAUUGGUUACCUGUAACUCGUGUAUCAGUUUUGUGUUUUAUUGUUGAGGAAUUAAUAAACUUGUUCAAACUGG
Messenger RNA from Danio rerio (zebrafish), 3907 nucleotides. The record is from RefSeq and is a predicted model, not a curated record. Lineage: Eukaryota; Metazoa; Chordata; Actinopteri; Cypriniformes; Danionidae.